Anneissia japonica is the source of this 946-nucleotide messenger RNA. RefSeq lists its product as uncharacterized. NCBI's taxonomy places the organism in Eukaryota, Metazoa, Echinodermata, Crinoidea, Comatulida, Comatulidae. The annotation marks the transcript as partial. The transcript has 2 exons. The record is from RefSeq and is a predicted model, not a curated record.
CGACGGCUGCAUCAUUAAUACUCUUACGACUCUCGGCAAGUGCUCAUUACAUGUAACUUCGCCUGUUCACGGAUUGUUACCAUCUGAAGCAGAUACGUUAUAGCCAGUAGCCUAAGCAGUUUGUUUACACAUUGUUGAAAUCAAGCAAAAACAUCCCAGAAUGAAUUGUAAAAAUGACAACAAGCAAGAGCAAGUCCGCUUUAUUGCCUGGAGCCAGCCACGCUCUCUCACUACGGCCUUAAUGCGGAGCAUGGAAAGCGUGCCUGAUGUAGAACUUUUCUAUGAACCAUUCACAACAUCGGCGUUUCUUGGACCCGAGCGUUUCCGAAGAUACCUAACAGUAGAGUUGCCAGUGAGAAAAGAUCUGUCAUUUCAAGCAACUAAGGAAAAAUUAGAAAUGAAAUAUGAAGGAAAGAAAGUUAUUUUUGCUAAAGAUUUUGCUUUCAAUCUGAAUGGUAAUUAUGAUUUAAUACCCAAUGGUUAUAAACAUAUAUUCCUUAUCCGUCAUCCAAUUAGAACAUUUCUUUCAAUGUAUCGUGUAUGGGAGCAAUUCAAUGCAGAGCUAGCAUGCGAUAUAUUUAAAACAUAUUUUACUCCACGACUUGGAUUUCAAGAGCUUCAUGAACUUUACACGUAUGUUGUAAACAGGACAGGAGAAGAACCUCUCGUGUUGGACACAGACGAUCUCCUGCAAAACCCAAAAGGAAUCCUGAAAAUACUUUGCGAUGACGUCGGUUUGGAAUUUUCUGAGAGCAUGUUGAGUUGGGGACUGGAACAAAAAGUUAAAUGGAAUGCCGAUGAUUACUAUCUUAAUAUUGAUAAGAUGAUUGGUUUCCAUGGUAACAGUCUCAGUGCUGGAGGAUUUGUUGCUGGUUCCGUGAAGCCGCUUCCAAAAUUUGAAGAUUUGCCAGAAAUAGUGCAAGAAUAUGUACGAAUUUCACAGCCA